CAUUUGCCCAUUUCUUCAUUCAUAUCCAUCAUUCUUCUCUCUCUAUUUCUUGAUAUUCCGGUCGGUCGGUCGGUUUGUUUAUGAAGAUUCUAUGUGAUGUCUGCAACAAAGACGGCGCGUCGUUCUUCUGCGCCGCCGACGACGCCGCCCUCUGUUCUUACUGCGAUCACCGUGUUCAUCACGUCAACAAACUCGCCGGAAAACACCAACGUUUCUCCCUCAUCAACCCUUCUUCCCCUGAGAAAAUCCCUCUUUGCGAUAUCUGCCAGGUAAAGAGGGCUUUCUUGUUCUGCCAACAAGAUAGAGCAAUUCUAUGCAUAGACUGUGAUUACUCAAUUCACAAAGCAAACGAACAUACCCAGAAUCACAAUCGUUUCCUUCUCACCGGAACUAAACUCUCCGUCGACUCAAACUCCGUUUCACAACUCACACCGCCGCCGGCGGCGGUGGCAAUGCCGGUGGUGUCUCCCGACAACGGCACAAGUAGCAGCAUAUCAGAAUAUCUUAUUGAAACACUUCCCGGUUGGCGGGUCGAUGAUUUCCUUGAUUCAUAUGCCCAGCCAAAUACUUUUGAUUUAUCAAAGGAAGUUGAAGAAGAUUUGGUGAUACCCAUAUGGGAAAAUAAUGAAUUUAAUCUGAAUUCUGGGAUAUGGGUUCCUCAGGCGCCGGCACCGGCGCCGGCAACUCAGUACACAAUAAUGUCACCACCAAACAUGACCGUAGAUGGAGAAUCUAAUAGCAAAUCAACGGUGAGGAAAUGGAUGGUGGAUGAUGGAAGCUUCACAGUUCCACAGAUGAGUCCUCAAUCAUCUAAUCAAGGCUCCAAGAGAUCUAGAUUUGCUUGGUAGAAAGCUUAAAGCAGAAGUUUUCUGUCUCAUAUUUGCAAUUUCCUUUUUUAUUUUUAUAUGUUUGAUAUUAAUAUUUAGUCUUCAAAUUAUUGAGUGUAUUUUUUUUUUUUUUUUUUGUAUGUUUCUUGCAAAUUUUAAGGCUGCAAAUGUUAAAUGUUGUACAUUACUAAAACUAGUAUGUUCUUUCUUGAAAUUGGA
Messenger RNA from Impatiens glandulifera, 1046 nucleotides. Its product is annotated as B-box zinc finger protein 21-like. The transcript has 3 exons. Gene Ontology annotation, biological process: photomorphogenesis; regulation of DNA-templated transcription. Gene Ontology annotation, molecular function: zinc ion binding. Lineage: Eukaryota; Viridiplantae; Streptophyta; Magnoliopsida; Ericales; Balsaminaceae. The record is from RefSeq and is a predicted model, not a curated record. Gene Ontology annotation, cellular component: nucleus. Bases 81 to 848 code for a protein of 255 amino acids.